UACUGUUCAUUUGACAUUUUAAAAUCUUUUAAUUCUGUCUCUUACGAUUUAACUUAUUAUUUUAAAAUAGAUUAUCUUGAAUUUUUUAAGUUUUUAACCAUUUCUUCAUACUGUUUUAUAAAAAAAUAUCAGACAUUUGGCGGGAAACGUUGUUAUCAACCAGAGAGUUUUAUUUUUACUUUUAUUGUUUCAAUACAUAAUGGACAAAAGAAACAAAUCGAAAGGUCCUACACCAAAGAGAUUUAAGUCUCGUGAUGAUGACGAAGAUAAUGAUAAGCCAUGUAGUUUUGAAGAAGAACUGGCUGGAAUGGAAUGUGAAUUUGACUCACAAGAAUAUUUCGGCGAGGGACCAGAAAAUGAAACAACAAACAUGAAAUGGUCUCGACCUUCACCACCUGAUUUGGACCCAAAAAAUGAUAAAUUAAUUUUUCAACAGCUAGACAUAGAUAACUACCAUGGUCAACCAGUUCAAGGUAUGCCUGGAUCACAAUUGGGGCCUGUCCCUAUCAUGAGAAUGUAUGGAAUAACAAUGGAAGGAAAUUCAGUUUGUUGUCAUGUUCAUGGAUUUACUCCAUAUUUUUAUGUCACUGUUCCUAUAAAUUUUACUGAAUCUUCAUGUAAUGAACUAAAACUAAAUUUAAGUAAAUCGUUAUUAGAAGAUUCACGAUCUAAUAAAGACAAUAUAAAAGAGCCAGUAUUAGAUGUAAGACUUGUAAAAGCUCGUUCAAUUAUGUAUUAUAAAGGAGAUAAUGAUAUGACAUUUGUGAAAAUUUCUGUGGCUUUGCCAAAACUAAUAGCAGCUUCGAAAAGGCUUAUUGAAAAUCAGCCCACAUCAUUUGGAUUGAUGGAUCCCUCUUUUUAUGAAACAAAUAUAGAUUUUGAUAUAAGAUUUAUGGUAGAUACUACUGUAGUUGGCUGCAGCUGGAUUGAAUUGCCUGUUGGUAAAUGGUUGCUUAGGUCAAAGAAUACUGCCAUGAAACCGGAAUCUAGAUGUCAAAUAGAGGUAGAUGUUGCAUGGAAUAAAUUUAUUACACAUCCACCUGAAGGAGAAUGGUCUAAAGUCGCUCCAAUCCGAAUAUUAAGUUUUGAUAUUGAAUGUGCUGGCAGAAAGGGUGUAUUUCCAGAGCCCGAUCAUGACCCUGUCAUACAAAUUGCAUCAAUGGUUAUUAGGCAGGGUGAAAAGGAACCUUAUCUUAGAAAUGUAUUCACAUUAAAUACAUGUGCUCCAAUAGUAGGAUCACAAGUACUCAGUUUUCAGUCUGAAUCAGAAAUGCUUGCUAAGUGGGCAGACUUCUUUCGUGAAUUAGAUCCUGACAUUAUAACUGGCUAUAAUAUUAGUAACUUUGAUUGGCCAUAUCUAAUAAAUAGAGCAAAACAUUUGAAAGUUGUUAAUUUUGAUUAUUUGGGGCGAAUAAAAAAUAUAAGAUCUGUUAUUAAAGAUGUUGUAUUACAAUCAAAACAAAUGGGUCGUAGAGAAAAUAAAAGUAUAAAUUUUGAAGGCAGAGUACCCUUUGACUUACUACUUUUUCUUGUGCGAGAAUAUAAACUUCGAUCAUACACAUUAAAUGCUGUAAGCUAUCAUUUUCUGCAAGAACAAAAAGAAGAUGUUCAUCACAGUAUUAUUAGUGAUUUACAAAAUGAAAAUGAGCAAACUAGAAGAAGAUUGGCUAUGUAUUGUCUUAAAGAUGCAUAUUUGCCCUUAAAAUUACUUAAUAAAUUAAUGUGCAUUAUAAAUUAUAUGGAAAUGGCAAGAGUGACAGGAGUUUCUUUGUUAAGUCUGCUUACUAGAGGGCAACAAAUUAAAGUAGUAAGUCAAUUAUUAAGAAAAGCAAAAGAUGCAGGAUAUUUAAUGCCAGCCUCAAGGAAAGGAUCUGAUGAUCAGUUUGAAGGGGCAACUGUUAUUGAACCAAAAAAAGGAUAUUAUGCAGACCCUAUAUCAACCUUAGAUUUUGCUUCUUUAUAUCCAAGCAUUAUGAUGGCUCAUAAUUUAUGUUAUACUACUUUAGUACCACCAUCUAUGCAAAAAGAAAUGAAUGCUAACGAUGUAACUGUAACACCAUCUAAAAAUAUGUUUGUCAAAGCAAAUGUUAGAAAGGGUCUGUUACCUGAAAUUUUGGAAUCAUUAUUAGCAGCUAGAAAAAAAGCAAAAGCAGAUUUAAAAGAAGAAAAAGAUCCAUUCAAAAGGUCAGUCUUGGAUGGUCGACAACUAGCACUAAAAAUUAGUGCUAAUUCUGUAUAUGGUUUUACAGGAGCACAAGUAGGAAAAUUACCUUGUCUUGAAAUAUCUGGUAGUGUCACAGCUUAUGGGCGCACUAUGAUAGAAUUCACCAAAACUGAAGUUGAGAAAAAAUAUACAAAAGCUAAUGGAUACAAAGAAGAUGCUGUUGUCAUUUAUGGAGAUACUGAUUCCGUCAUGGUGAAGUUUGGAGUGAAAACUUUAGAAGAGAGUAUGGAAUUGGGUAAAGAUGCUGCAGAAUAUGUUUCAUCAAAAUUUGUUAAACCUAUUAAAUUAGAAUUUGAAAAAGUAUAUUAUCCCUAUUUACUUAUAAACAAAAAAAGAUAUGCUGGUCUUUAUUUUACAAGACCAGAAAAAUACGAUAAGAUGGAUUGCAAAGGUAUUGAAACGGUCCGGCGAGACAAUUGUCCAUUAGUUUCUAACAUGAUGAGUACAUGUCUUCAAAAGCUGCUUAUAGAUAGAGAUCCAGAUGGUGCAGUUAACUAUGCCAAACAGAUUAUAUCAGAUUUGUUAUGUAAUCGCAUUGAUAUUUCUCAACUUGUUAUUACAAAAGAACUAACAAAAAAUGACUAUGCAGCUAAACAAGCCCAUGUAGAACUAGCAAACAAAAUGAAGAAACGCGAUCCAGGUACAGCACCUAAACUAGGAGAUAGAGUGCCUUAUGUUCUAUGUUGUGCAGCAAAAAACACACCAGCUUAUAUGAAAGCUGAAGACCCUAUUUAUGUUUUAGAAAAUAGUGUACCUAUUGACUUUAACUAUUAUAUGGAAAACCAAUUAGCGAAACCAUUAUUAAGAAUUUUCGAGCCAAUACUUGGUGAGAAGGCAGAGUCACUUCUAUUGAAAGGAGAACAUACCAGAACUAAAGCAAUGGUAACAUCCAAAGUUGGUGCUCUUGCUGCAUUCACAAAGAAAAAAGAAAAAUGUAUUGGAUGCAAAGCUGUAAUGCCAAAUGAUACAAAAAAAGCUUUAUGUGAUCACUGUUUGGAAAAAGAAGGUCAGUUGUAUAUAACAGAAGUUUUUAAAUUAAGACAAUUACAAGAAAAAUUUUCAAGACUUUGGACUGAGUGCCAAAGAUGCCAAGGAAGUUUACAUGAAGAAGUGCUAUGCACAAAUAGAGAUUGUACUAUAUUUUACAUGAGAAAAAAAAUGGGAAUGGAACUUGACACUCAAGAAAAGAAUGUUUUAAGAUUUGGUGCACCAAUUUGGUGAGUUAUUGAAAAUACAUUAGUAAUUUUGCAAAUAGUUUCUGUAUAAUUACAACUAUUGUUUUUACAAUAAUAUUAACUAUAAACUUAAAUAAAAAUAAAUUGCACUUA
Messenger RNA from Galleria mellonella (greater wax moth), 3552 nucleotides. RefSeq names its product DNA polymerase delta catalytic subunit (gene PolD1). Gene Ontology annotation, cellular component: delta DNA polymerase complex. Gene Ontology annotation, biological process: DNA-templated DNA replication; nucleotide-excision repair, DNA gap filling; DNA replication proofreading. Lineage: Eukaryota; Metazoa; Arthropoda; Insecta; Lepidoptera; Pyralidae. Gene Ontology annotation, molecular function: DNA-directed DNA polymerase activity; DNA binding; 3'-5'-DNA exonuclease activity. The record is from RefSeq and is a predicted model, not a curated record.